Molecule: messenger RNA, 4200 nt
Organism: Diabrotica virgifera virgifera (western corn rootworm)
Lineage: Eukaryota; Metazoa; Arthropoda; Insecta; Coleoptera; Chrysomelidae
Product: SH3 domain-binding protein 5
Exons: 7
Coding region: 160-1794 (544 amino acids)
Biological process (GO): negative regulation of protein tyrosine kinase activity; intracellular signal transduction
Cellular component (GO): cytoplasm
Molecular function (GO): protein kinase inhibitor activity
Source: RefSeq, a predicted model, not a curated record
UCUGUCAAAUAAACUAAAAAUCUUUAUAUUCAAAUUUUGAUUUAUUUUGCAAUUAUGUUGAAUAUUCCAUUGUGAUAUUACCUUAAAUGAUAAAUGAAGCACAGAGUUAAGUUUUAUCAAAAUUAUUUCACAUAAAUCAAGUACGUUCAGUAUUUAAUAAUGUGCGAAAAUGGUUCAGAAUAUAAUGACACUGUUGAUCCUAGAGUUCAUGUUGAAUUAGAGAGACUAAAUAAUGCAACAGAUGAGAUUAACAAGCUAGAAGUAGAAUUGGACGAAUGUCGAACAGCAUUCAAACAACUUUUGUGUGAAAGUACGCUAAAAGUCGAUGCAAUUCGUGUCAAAUUGGGUAUGUGCGUCGAAAGAGCCAGGCCUUAUUAUGAAGCGAGAUUCUACGCCAACGAAAUGUUCAAACAUUCUCAGGUCGCGGCUUGUAAAUUUGAGAAAGCCAAUAGUGCCCACAGUGCAGCUAGAGAGAUGGUUUAUUUGGCAGAGCAAGGUCUAGGUGGUAGAACUCUUGAUCCAGCAUGGCAGGAAAUGUUGAACCAUGCCACCCAAAGGGUUAAUGAUGCUGAGAGAGAUAGGGGGCUUGCUGAGACUGAGCACAGGAUUGCUUGUGUAAAACACGACGCUGCAAAUGCCAAGGUACAAAGUCUACAAAAGGAAUUGAAACGAGCAAUAACAAAAAGCAGUUUAUCCAUUCGAAGGUCUCUUAUGCAAAUGAGUAACAUUUUAUCACAGCAUGAGUUGAUGUUUUUACCAUAUUACGAAAUGAAAGCCCACUACAACCAACUUCUCGAGCACCAAAAAGCCAGAGUUCACACUUUAGAAUCGCAAGUAGCCAACGCCAAGCUUACAUACGCAGACGCUUUAAAGAGCCUAGAACAAAUCUCCGAUGAGAUCCAUCAAAACAGAAAAAGGGUAUCUCUUUUGGCGGCGAAUUUCGCGAGCGGUAAACAGCGAAGUCUGGAUUCGAAUAUUUCUUUAUUGGACGAUGCUCAAGAACUGAUCGAAGAAUUUAAAAGUCUUCCACAGAAACUCGGAGAAUUGUCUAGUCCUAUUUCUUCCAAGCUUGAGGAGGUUGAGGGUUAUCGAAAUCCUCUGUUUAGUGCAUCACCGACUUCGCCGCUGUCUACCAGUGAAAGACUGGAACAACCAAGUAUCGCACAAAGCCAUUCGAGCGAGUGGACCGAAAUUAACCUGGAUAGUUCUAGUCCUGAGGAUAACUCGCCGAAUAAAAAAUUAGAACGUGACUUUGGUAAACCUCUGCUGACCAGGCAGAAAACUUUACCGAAUCCAAAAUCAGAUAACGAAUACUCCGCAAUUAAAAGUAAGAUGAAAUUAGACCACAGCAUAUCAAAUUGGAUCAGCAGAUCGUCCGCCAAAAACGAAGAUAAUAUUCCAAUGAAUGGCAGCCGACGACAAAGUCUAGAUAAUAUUCUCGGUCCAACUGGGGAAAAAGUUAAAGAAAUUUUCUCGCAAGGGAUGAUGAUGCUGAACAUCAGCGCUCUAACCGAACGAAGAAAUAGUGAACCGAAACUUGGGCUGACUGAAGAGAGAAUGAGGAACGGAACUACCAAAAAGAUUCCUAGUCCUUUGGAAAAAACUCUUACAUAUCUUACUGUAGAGGAUGACAAUUCUGAUACAGAUAGUGUUUCAAGUAUUGACAUGCUAAACGAAGACCAAAUUAGUUCCUUGAUGUUGGACCCUAAUAUCGUUUGCGAACAAGUCUUGGGUACUCCAAUGGCCGAAGUCGUCUACUUACCCCAGUUUCUUUCUAGUCAGCCAAUAAAUUAAAGUAGUAUAAAGAAAAGGGUUAAGAAACAGUACAAUAAGCAUUACCUAAGUAAAAUUUCGGUUCGAAAUGCUGCUUUCUUUAUUGAUGGUAAAAGGUAUUGAAGAUGUCUGCUUUUAUGUGACAAUAACUAGUGUUCAACGCUUUUUUAUUAGCGUGAUAUUAGAAAAUAGGUCUUUGAAAUACGUCAUAGUAAUGCAAAAAAACUUUAAUAUGAUAAACCAGUGUUGAUGUAUACUUAUACAAUUCAAGAUGUAUACAUAAAACUGAUGAUAACCACAUAGCUCGAAAGUGCAAUAUGUAUUUGGUUGGUUGAAGCAUAAGUUCCGCAACAAGUCAGUAAACUUCUGAACAAUACGGAAUACCUCCACAAGUUUCUAUUUAGAAAAACGAAAACUGGUGCUUCUAUUUAUUUUCCAGAGAUAAAUCGAUUCCAUCAAUUGCGAAUUUCUUGUACCGAUCAUAGGCGUCCGUUUUGGGUAGGCCAACGGUUAUUUUAUCGCAUAACUUUUUUGACUUUAUACAUUUUUGACACUAGAUUAUUGUGUGUGUGUGCUAUCGGAUUUCUUGACUGUGGACUUAAUCCAUUAGCCGAACCAAACUAGAUUAUUAAAUUGGUAGGUAUUCUAGUACUAAAAGGUACUCUUUCUUUAAGUCGGUAGGAUACACCGUUUUCUAAAAAAAAUCGAUUUGAAAAUUUUCGUUUUUUGAAUUUGAAAAAUUUUUUAAAAAGAAACUGUUUAGAAAAACGAAAACUGGUAUGCUUAUUUAUGUAGGAUUCGUUAAAGACAAUCGUAAUAAAAGUCUAAAAACAAAAGAUGUAGAUCUUUGAAACACACUCGGUGAUCAAAAGAUUCAAAGUUAAUGGUUUAACGACCACUCGUACGAAAUCAAACAGAUGAAAUAGAGAAUGUGGAAAAAUCCCCUUACGAACAAUUUUAUAAAACAUAAUAAUUUUUUUUAACAAAAACUCAAAUCUCAUCUUUACUGAUGAGCCCAGAGAGGUUGAAGAGGGCGAAACACAUUUCUAAGAACUGGUGAUUGGAUCUUUGAUUCUAUUCAAAAAAUUUUUCCCAUCCCGAAAUAGUGGAUGUGUGAAUUGUUCGUAAGGGGAUUUUUCCACAUUCUCUAUUUCAUCUGUAAUAAAAGUCCUUGUGAUGUUUAACAGUUUUAAUUAUUAAUAAAAUAGAUAACUCAAUUAUUGAUACUAUUAAAUUGACGAAAUGUAAAAGUGUUUGUGUAUUUGAGACUAAAAUUUUACGAGUUCUUGUUCUUACAAAAAGAAAUGUAUUUAGAGAUAAGUAAUUGCGUCUAAACAAUAUUAUAACCGGCUUGUUAUAAUAUAAGUACGUCUUAAAGCGUCUUUUACGUCUUUUCCCCAAGAACACGACUGUCGCGGUUCUCAUCUUAAAAUCGACUGUCCUGUAUUCAUUUCCACACUCACCAAAACCGUCCCCUUUCUUUCCUUCUUCAUGCUUAAAUCCGAAACUAUUAAAAUUCUACUGCAAUAAAUUUCGAUCCCUAUUAGAAAUAAAAAUUGGUUCACAUUGGCGAAUGUUAUUCUUACUUAUAAAGUUAAAAGUCUCACCGGCUACCGUAGCAAUCCCAAUUCGUUCCACUCAUCUGGGCCAACGGAGGUCCAUAUGUGCGAGACUCUUAUCCCGUUCUCGUAAUAAUAAUUAAGAAGAAAAUAUAUACAGUAAAACCUGCCAUAUCCGGAUCAAUGUGGCGACAGACCGAUCCGGAUAUGAACAAAUCCGGAUAUCAAGACCACUACUUCUUUUAGUCUCUGAAACGUUUUCUCCUUCAUACAUUCCAGUAAUCAACGCCGUCAAUAACUUUCGUCGAUAGACACGUUUUAUAGAUUCUAUAAUACAUUAUUUCGCCAUCUUUUAGUUCUUCUUUUAGUGCGUUGUCCAACAGCAGGACUGCCUUUCUCGGUAGAUUUCGGUAGAUCCAGACGGCGCAGAACCGCCCGGAUAUGGGGAGUACCGGAUAUGGCAGGUUGUACUGUACAUGGGAAUUUAAAAAUUAAUUUAAAAUAUUUACAAUUCUACAUUUAUUUUCCAAAAAUGAGUCGAUUUCGUCAAUUGAAAAUUUCUAGUACCGGUCAUAAUAUGCGUCCGUUUUGGGUAGGUCGACGAUUAUUUCAUUGCAUAACUGCUUUGUCUUUAAUUUUUAAGCAUUUUUGAUACUAGAUUAUUAAAUUAUGAGGUAUUCUAGUGCUAAAUGUAACUCUUACCUUUAAGUCGGUAAAAUACACCGUUUUUUUUUUGGAAAAUUGUUUAAGUUUUUUUUUCAAUUUAAAAAACGAAAAAUUUUCAUAUCGAUUUUUCUAAAAAAACUGUGUACUCUACCGACUUAAAGGAAGGGUAACUUUUAGUACUAGAAUACCUCAAAAUUUAAUA